Messenger RNA from Prinia subflava (tawny-flanked prinia), 3188 nucleotides. Its product is annotated as SWI/SNF-related matrix-associated actin-dependent regulator of chromatin subfamily A containing DEAD/H box 1-like. NCBI's taxonomy places the organism in Eukaryota, Metazoa, Chordata, Aves, Passeriformes, Cisticolidae. Gene Ontology annotation, cellular component: nucleus. Gene Ontology annotation, molecular function: DNA binding; protein binding; ATP binding. The record is from RefSeq and is a predicted model, not a curated record.
AUGGGGGGUGCUAAUCACCACGGAUUUUUAAUGGGGGCCACUGUGAUGAAGGGCGCAGAGUGUCCCACGCCUCCUUUACGGUGGCUGGUGGACAAACCCAUCUGGGAGAAUCAGUGGCCCCUCUCUCAUGACAAGCUAGUCGCCCUUCGCAAACUUGUACAGGAGCAGUUGGACCAGGGGCAUCUGGAACCAUCCACCAGUCCCUGGAACACUCCUGUCUUUUGCAUCAAAACGAAGUCUGGGAAAUGGAGGAGGUCUGAAGAUCCUCUGCCAGACUAUUCCACUGUCCCAGAAACUCCUGAAGCUCAGAGGACAACGAAGUCUUAUUUCAAGCGUCAUCGAGGGGUGCAGUUCUUUGAUGUGUCAAGUGAGGACAAGGAGCCAAGAAACGUCGGUGCUGCCAAAGAAACUGGGGCUCCGAGGGGAGAGCCGGCCAUAAUCUCUGAACCAUCUGGUGAUGAUGAUGACCAGCCUGAAGAGGAAAUGCCCCAGCUGGCACUUGUAAAUGGUGGGGAGCAGCAGCCAGCUGUGAAAGAGGAUGUAGAGGAAGAUACUAGAGACUCAAAGCUGCAAACAAUGAAGGAACGUUUUCCCCGAAGAAGUGACCAAGAAUUAUUAAAAGUAAUCAUGCUGAAAUCAGCAUGCACAAUGGAUGAAGCAGUAGCUACUGGUUUGAAGCUCAAUAAAGCUGCCUCUGGUAAAAGGAAACUGAGAGAUUCUCCCACAAAUUGCAAAACUAAAAAUGAGCGAGUUGCAAAAAAGUCGAAAGCUAGUUAUCUGGAUGAUUCAGACCCCAAAAGACGAUGGGAGAGGCAAGAGAUGCUUGUGAAGAAGUUGCAAGGUACAUUCCCUGGACUGGAUAAGGAGGAGCUGAGAGAGGUACUUGAGGAACAUAACUGGGUGUUUCAUGAUGCACUGGAGGCCCUGGAAAUAUUUGCAGACAAUGAGGAUGAUAUGGAAUUUCCUCCCAAAAGGAAAGAUGCUAACUGGACUGAAGCCUCCACUGAGAGCCAAAGAGAGGAGAGUAAAGAUAAGACAAAGCAGAAAGCUUCUGAGAAAGAGCGGAAUGGCUUUCAGAAAAAGGACAAAAGCAAAAGAAGCAUUUGGAGUGCUGAAGCAGAAACAGAACACAUGGAGGACAAGUCCGCUUCCGAAGAUGGUGGAAGCUCCCUGGAUGAGGACUACAGCAGUGGUGACAAAGUGAUGGAGGAUGGCUACAAAGCAAAAAUCCUCAGCUACCUGCAGGAUGCUUCCCUGAGCGAACUGACUCUGAUUCCCCAGUGUUCUCAGAAAAAGGCUCAGAAGAUAAUAGUGCUCUGGCCCUUUAACAGCUGGGAGGCUCUGUUCACAAAAAUGAUGACGACUUCUGGUUUGUCAGAAGAUAUAGCGUGGAACUGCAAGAUACUGCUGAAGGAGAGGGAUGUGGUUCUAAAGCUCAUGAAUAAAUGUGAAGACAUUUCCAAUAAAGUGACAAAACAGGUAACCAGGAUUACUAGAGAUGGAGGAUGUGGAUGGAACAUAGAGCAACCCUCCAUUCUGAAUUGCAGUUUGAAACUGAAGCUAUAUCAGAAGAUUGGUUUGAACUGGUUAGCACUGCUGUAUAAGCACAGAUUGAAUGGCAUCUUGGCUGAUGAAAUGGGCUUAGGAAAAACAAUUCAAGCUAUUGCAUUUCUGGCUUAUCUUUACCAAGAGGGCAAUAGAGGUCCCUAUUUGAUAGUUGUGCCAGCUUCAACGUUAGAUAACUGGAUAAGAGAAGUUAAUUUGUGGUGUCCUGAACUGAACGUCCUCUUUCACUAUGGAUCCCAAGAAGAUAGGAAACAUCUCAGGGUGGACAUUCAUAAUAAAGUCAUUGAUUUCAAUGUGAUUGUGACUACAUACAACUCUGCAAUCAGCAGCUCAGAUGAUCGAGGACUGUUCUGCAGGCUGAAGCUUAAUUAUGCAAUUUUUGAUGAAGGUCAUAUGCUCAAGAACAUGAGCUCUGUCUGCUACCAGCACCUCAUGACAAUUAAUGCCAAGAAUCGCUUGCUGCUAACUCUGGUUCAAAAUAAUCUGUUGAAUUUUGUCAUGCCCCAUAUGUUCAGCAGUAGCACAAGUGAAAUUCGAAGGAUGUUCUCCUCAAAAACAAAGAGUGCUGAAGAACAAAGCAUAUAUGAGGAGAGAAUUGCACAUGCAAAGCAGAUAAUAAAACCAUUCAUCUUGAGAAGAGUAAAAGAUGAGGUCCUUAAACAACUACCUCCCAAAAAAGAUCUCAUUGAACUCUGUGCCAUGUCUGAGAAACAGGAACAACUCUACUUGGCUCUCCUAAACAAGCUCAAGAAAAUUAUUGACAGUAAUGAGAAAAGCUCGGAUAUGGGAAAUGCAAUGAUGCAACUUAGAAAAAUGGCCAAUCACCCUCUUUUGCAUCGUCAGUAUUACACGAAUGACAAGCUCAGGAUGAUGUCCACCCUCAUGCUCAAGGAACCUACACAUUGUGAUGCUAACCCUGAUCUUAUCUUUGAAGAUAUGACAGUAAUGACAGAUUUUGAGCUGCAUUUCCUUAAGCAAUAUUCUCACAUCAAUGACUUCAAGUUAGACAUGGAUCAGAUCCUGGAUUCUGGAAAGUUGAGAGCACUGGAAUGCAUUCUCUCCAACCUUAAAGAGAAGGGUUACAGAGUUGUGUUGUUUAGCCAGUUCACUAUGAUGCUGGACAUCUUGGAAGUUUUCCUAAAACACUGGCAACAUAGAUACAUUAGGCUGGAUGGAAAAACGCAGAUUUCUGAGCAGAUACAUCCAAUAGAUGAGUUCAAUACAGAUAUGGGUAUAUUUGUAUUUCUUCUGUCCACCAAAGCUGGUGGCUUGGGCAUUAAUCUGACCUUGGCCAAUGUUGUUAUCCUUCACAACAUUGACUGCAACCCUUACAAUGAUAAGCAGGCAGAAGACCAGUGCUACAGAGUAGGUCAGACGCGAGAAGUACAGGUCAUAAAGCUCAUCAGUAAGGGGACUAUUGAAGAAACCAUGCUCAAAAUCAGCCAACAAAAAUUGAAGUUAGAACAAGAUAUGACUGCAGCAGAAUCAGGAGAAGAAGGAACUAUUCCAGCAGAUAUAGCCACGCUAUUGAAAGCUUCAUUGGGUCUCUAAAAUGUAAAUAUGUUAUGAAAUUCAAGGAAGAAAGGUGAUGAUGUACUCCAAGGACUUUUACAUUACUGUUG